Molecule: messenger RNA, 2027 nt
Organism: Hyposmocoma kahamanoa
Lineage: Eukaryota; Metazoa; Arthropoda; Insecta; Lepidoptera; Cosmopterigidae
Gene: Traf4
Product: TNF receptor-associated factor 4
Exons: 7
Coding region: 86-1483 (465 amino acids)
Biological process (GO): regulation of apoptotic process; protein K63-linked ubiquitination; positive regulation of JNK cascade
Cellular component (GO): plasma membrane signaling receptor complex
Molecular function (GO): zinc ion binding; protein binding
Source: RefSeq, a predicted model, not a curated record
GCCAACCGCCGCGGAGAGCGCACGCGUCGCUCUGUCGAAAAGAGUUCAGUGAACGAGUGUUGUGAAUGCAAGGACUGUAGUCACCAUGGUGCGCAGUCUGUCUCAGUGGACAAAGACCCUCAGCUUCCCAGCGAGGUUGUCUCCCAACCGCACGUCGAAAGAAAGCGUCAUCAAUGUCCAGCCAGCUUCCCCAGGAGUGUCACCGACUCCCAGCGCCUCGUCUCUCCCUCAAGGCUCCGACAAAACUAUUUCUCCCAUACCGAUUACAGAGAUCAGUCAAAUUAUAUACCCGGAUCCGGAGUCGGAGAAGGCUAUUAUGGGAUCUGUGGUCUACUGCAUCCAUCAUAAAGAAGGAUGCCAGUGGUCAGACGAAUUACGUAAACUAAAGGCGCACCUGAACACGUGCAAGCACGACGCGGUUCUGUGCGCGGCGCAGUGUGGCGCCAUGAUCCCGCGCGUUCUGAUGCAAGAUCAUCUCAGAUACACCUGUCCAAGAAGGCGGGCAAACUGCGAACAUUGUGGGAAAGAGUUUUCCGGGAGCGCUCUUGAGGAACACCAAGGAAACUGCGGACACGAGCCUGUGUACUGCGAGAACAAGUGCGGCGCUAAGGUGCAGCGUAGACACACGCAGCAGCACGUGCAACAGCACUGCAGCAAGCGGUUGGUGCCUUGCCGCCAUUGCGGACAGCGGUAUACUCAGGACACGGUGGCAGCGCACGGCGCGACCUGCGCACGGGCACCCGUCCCCUGCCCGCAGCGCUGCGCAGUUACAGCUGUGCCGCGGGACGAGCUCGACUCGCAUCUGCGCGACCACUGCGCCGCGGCCGGUGUGGCUUGCGCCUUCAGGGACGCCGGGUGCAGGUUUAAGGGAACAAGACCAGCUUUAGAAAGACACACAGAAGAAUCCUGCCAACAACACCUCGCCCUCGUCUCAGCCCUCGCAUCCCGCCAGGCCAGGCAACUGGAAUCCCUCCGAGCUGCUGUAGCCAGGCUCUCGGUCAACUGCUCAGGAGUCCUUGUCUGGAGGAUCACGGACUGGGCUGCGAAAAUGGCUGAGGCAAAAUGCAAGGAUGGAGUCGAGCUAAUUUCUCCAGCGUUUUAUACCAGCCAGUAUGGAUAUAAGUUGCAGGCAUCACUCUUCCUCAACGGCAAUGGGGCAGGCGAAGCAACCCACAUGUCAGUCUACAUCAAGAUUUUACCAGGAGAAUAUGAUGCUCUACUCCGUUGGCCAUUUGCCCAUACAGUCUCCUUCACCCUCUUUGACCAGAGUUCAAGCCCAGACCGAGCCUGCAAUAUUGUGGAAAGCUUCGUCCCUGAUCCUACAUGGAAGAAUUUUCAAAGACCUUCAAAGGAACCUGAUGCGUUAGGUUUCGGAUUCCCGAGAUUCGUCUCCCAUGAAAUGCUGAAGAAAAGGAAUUUUGUUAAAGAUGAUGUCAUGUUUCUAAGGGUUAAGGUGGAUCCUAGCAAGAUCGUUGCUGUGUAAAGAACUGAUUUUACUUUUAUGUUAAAUUAAGGUGUUAUUUAAGGCAAACAUAGUUUUUACGCACAAAUAUUAAUUAAAAACUACAAGUCAUUGUUAUUUAGUGCUAAGUAACUUAAAAGUCAUAGGUUUUAAUGUAAAUAUUUAUAGAUAAGCUUUAGUGUUAUUGAAAUUAGUUAUAUAAUUGUACAGUUAUUAGUUUAAGUGCGCAUACGCUGCAUUGUUAUCCUUUCACUGAAGAUCUCUUGAGUUUCAUUGCCGGCAGACGUAAGUAACAAACUAAGCACUGUUUCAAAGGAUAGACCGUAAUAAUUCAAGAGGUAAUAGGUUUUGAAAUCCGCCAUUUUGCAACGUUGAGUGAUUAUUCAAAAUGGUGGCGGUUAAAUCCUAUUAUUAAUUAAAAUGGCAAAAAGUCUUGCGCAUCAUGUGCCAUAUUGAUUAGAAAAUAAUGGAAAUUACACACAUUUUUAUAGGUAAUCUGCAAAAAUAGUGUGUGGAUACAGGUUUACGUUCAGGAGCGUUUUUGUUGGCCUUAAAUUACAAAGGC